This is a messenger RNA of Lagopus leucura (white-tailed ptarmigan), 6394 nucleotides long. It is a transcript of the gene TIAM2, whose product is annotated as TIAM Rac1 associated GEF 2. NCBI's taxonomy places the organism in Eukaryota, Metazoa, Chordata, Aves, Galliformes, Phasianidae. Gene Ontology annotation, biological process: positive regulation of axonogenesis; activation of GTPase activity; small GTPase-mediated signal transduction. The record is from RefSeq and is a predicted model, not a curated record. The transcript is spliced from 27 exons. Gene Ontology annotation, molecular function: protein binding; guanyl-nucleotide exchange factor activity. The coding region runs from base 315 to 5306 and encodes 1663 amino acids. Gene Ontology annotation, cellular component: synapse; membrane.
UGUUACUGCUACAUAGGAACCAGACAACUGCCCUCCUAGGCCCUAUUCAGAUUGCCAGCACUAAGAAAACAGCAAAAAAUCUUCAGCUCGUUGAGCAACAAGGGCAGUGUUUAGGAAUACAUCCCACCCUUGUGUUUUUGCUCCAGGAUGCAGAGAGAAGGAAGGCAUGCAGAGCGCAAAUAAUUAUGCAAGAAAGCCUGCAUUCAUCUCCAUCCUGCUUUUUUGGCAAGUGUAGCAGUUGGCUAUGAAGGCAAUGCAAAUGAUGCUAACUGAUAACCAUACCUACGUUUGAGAGAGAGAUUCUACAGUGGAAAAUGGGGAAUUCAGAAAGCCAAUACAGUCUUCAGGGAUCAAAAAAUCAUGCUACUGCUUCAACUGGUUCCAAGCAGAAGCCUUGCUCUCUAAAAAUUCGCAGCAUUCAUGCUAAAGAUGAAAAGUCUUGCUCCUUGCAUGGAUGGGGACAUACCAACAGUGGCUCAAACUACAAGUCAAGGUCUCUUGCUAGAAGCUGCCUUUCGCACUUCAAGAGUAGUCAGCCUUAUUCAGCUAGACUUGGUGACACUGUGGUGAAGGCCUCUAAAAGUAACGUCCUUGCCAAACACAGGACACACACCUCAGGGGACUACUGUCCAGGAAAUAAUGCAGUGUUUUUGCCUGAUAAUGGUUUCCACUAUAUUGGCCUUCAAGCUGGAAGUAAUCAUGCUGCUCCCCGAGAAUGCAAUGGGCACAUACUAAAAUGCUAUGGAAAGAAUGAGAGUCUUGCAUCAACCUCCCCAUCAGAGGACAGGAGAAGUCCAAAAGUACUUAUUAAAACACUGGGGAAGCUGGAUGGUUGCUUGAGAGUCGAAUUCCACAACAGUAGCAACAGCAAAGUACCAACUGAGGAGUCCAGUGGGCCAGUCCAGCUGCUGAGGUAUUCACCUACCUUGGAAUCUAAGUCAAAUAAUCUGCUUGAUGUCAGGAGGAACUCCAGUGCAGACUGUUCUUCAAACCAUCGUCUGUCACCUACUGAUUCAAGGCUUCGAUCUAGUAAGGGAAGCUCCCUAAGCUCCGAGUCUUCAUGGUAUGACUCUCUCUGGGGAAAUGCUGGGGAUAUCAAUGAGUUGGAUGGUCCAUAUUUGACUAGGAGCACUCCAGAUACAAGCAUUCAUGCCAGUUUCCCAGCAGGCGACAAGAAGUCCUUCAAUCAAAGCUCAUCUCUUUCCUCACUUCGAGAUCUCUAUAAGGAUACAAAUUUGGAAAGCACUCCUCCACCUGUGAUCAGGCUGUCUGAUGAGUAUAUUGAUACUCAUGGUAGCCUAAGCAACCGUGUAUCAUUCGCCUCAGACAUUGAUGUUCCCUCCAGGGUAGAGCAGGGAAGUCCUGCUCAUUAUUCCUCUUACACGCUCCCAUGUAGAAAGUCCAAGCCCCUCACUGAGGAUGCAUCCAAGAAGGACACAUUAAAAAGCCGAAUGAGGCGCAUCAGUGAUUGGACAGGAAGUCUCUCGAGGAAGAAAAGGAAGUUGCAGGAACCCAAAUGUAAAGAUGGGGGCGAAUACUUUGACAGCAGAAUGGACAACUUCAGCACAGACACGCUGGCACCAUCACAGCAGCCUACUUUGUUGUGGUCACCCAGCUCCAGUCACAUCCUGUCCCAGAGAAGUGAGUCCACCAAUGCAGUCAGCAGUGAUGCCCUGAGGCAGAACAUUUAUGAAAACUUCAUGCGAGAGCUGGAGAUGAGCAGGACAAACCUGGAGAACACUGAGACCUCAUCAGAAACAGAGGACUCCAGCAGCGAGUCCCUCAGCUCCUUGGAGCAACUGGAUUUGUUGUAUGAGAAGGAGCAAGGAGUGGUGCGCAAAGCAGGGUGGCUGUUCUUCAAACCGUUGGUGACCCUGCAGAAAGAGAAGAAGCUGGAGCUGGUCACACGGCGAAAGUGGAAGCAGUACUGGGUAACACUCAAAGGUUGUACUCUGCUGUUCUAUGAGACCUAUGGAAGGAAUUCAAUGGAGCAGAGUAGUUUGCCUCGAUACGCUCUGUUUGCUGAAGACAGUAUAGUCCAGUCUGUUCCAGAACAUCCCAAGAAAGAAAAUGUGUUCUGUCUCAGCAAUUCUUUUGGAGAUGUCUACCUAUUCCAGGCAACAAGUCAGACAGAUCUGGAAAACUGGGUUACUGCCAUACAUUCAGCCUGUGCUUCCCUCUUUGCAAAGAAACUUGGGAAGGAGGACACAGUUCGGCUACUGAAAAAUCAGACCAAGAGUCUCUUCCAGAAGAUUGAUAUGGACAGCAAGAUGAAGAAGAUGGCAGAGUUGCAGCUCUCAAUUGUUAGUGAUCCAAAAAACAGGAAGGCGAUAGAGAAUCAGAUCUGCUCCAGGGAUGAAGCUGCUCUCAGGAAGCGUACCCUGUCUCUGUCUCAAAGAGUCAGAAACAAGAAGGGUUUGUUUUCUUCACUGAAAGGACUGGACACACUAGCAAGAAAAGGAAAAGAAAAGCGACCUUCCAUAACACAGAUUUUUGACUCUGCUGGAGGACAUGGAUUCGCCGGUGUCCAGAAUUCAGCCAACUCUGCUGAGCAGCAAGUUGAUGAAUUUUCGAAUGUCUACUGCUCAGUACCGGACAGCAUCCAGAAGGAGAAUGCUUGGGAAACACAAACGUAUGUUCACUUCUGUGACGGUCAAGGAGUAGCUUUAACUCUGAAACCGGAACACAGGGUGGAAGAUGUUCUGUCUCUGGCAUGCAAGAUGAAACAACUGGAGCCAAGGAACUAUGGGCUACAGCUCAGAAGACUGGUUGAUGAAAAUACUGAAUACUGUGCUCCUGAACCAUACGAAUACAUAGUAGACCAGGUGUAUGAUGAAAUAGAAAUUUGCCCAUUAAAUGUUUAUCACAUUCAUCUUACAAAGACUGAAAAUAUAACUGAUUUUGGUUUUGCUGUCACAGCUCAAGUUGAUGAAAAUCAGCAUCUCACACACAUAUUUGUAAGUGAUGUUCUCCCUGAUGGGCUUGCAUACAAGGAAGGUCUACGAGUAGGCAAUGAAAUCCUGAGCAUAAACGGAGAGCCUGUGUCUGAUCUUGACCUUAGGCAGAUGGAGCUGUUGUUUUCAGAAAGAAGCGUAAUGCUCACUUUGAGAAUGAAUCACUGUGGGAGUCAGCAACCCUUGUGUGCAUCCUGGUCAUCAGAUGGUGACAUUUCCAGGGAUCCAAAAAGUUUGUUGCCACCUCCAAACCAGUCACAGCUUCUGGAAGAGUUUCUAGAUAACUUCAGAAAGAAUACAGCAAAUGAUUUUAAUAAUGUGCCCGAUGUCACAUCCAGCUUGAAAAGGAGCAGUACGGAUGGCACUCUGGACCAAGUACCACAGAGGGAGAAGACUGAUCCACCUUUCAGGAGCGCAGAACAGAUCAGUGCAUUGUGCCGGAACUUCCAAGAGGUCCAGACGAGCAGCAUGGAAGGGCAGAAGGACAACCAGGAUCUGCCUCCACGACCACUGGCUCGCCACCUUUCUGAUGCAGACAGACUGAGGAAAGUCAUCCAAGAACUUAUGGAUACUGAGAAAUCUUAUGUCAAGGAUUUGAGUUGCCUCUUUGAGCUAUACUUGGAGCCUCUCCAAAAUGAAACCUUCCUUACACAAGAUGAGAUGGAGUCCUUGUUCGGCAGUCUGCCAGAAAUGCUGGAUUUUCAGAAGGUGUUUUUGGAGACCCUUGAAGAUGGAAUAUCUUCUUCCUCAGAUUUUAAUACACUGCAGACACCAUCUCAGUUCCGGAAACUGCUGUUUUCCCUGGGAGGAUCGUUUCUGUAUUAUGCUGAUCACUUUAAACUGUACAGUGGCUUUUGUGCCAAUCACAUCAAAGUUCAGAAAGUUCUUGAGAGAGCCAAAACAGACAGUGCCUUUAAGGCCUUCCUGGAUGCCCGCAAUCCUACAAAGCAACACUCCUCUACGCUGGAGUCAUAUCUCAUAAAGCCUGUUCAGAGAGUGCUGAAAUAUCCACUGCUUUUGAAAGAGCUGGUGUCUCUGACAGACAACGAGAGUGAGGAGCACUAUCAUUUGACAGAAGCGCUGAAGGCAAUGGAAAAAGUAGCAAGUCACAUCAAUGAGAUGCAGAAGAUUUAUGAAGAUUACGGCACUGUAUUUGAUCAACUGGUUGCAGAUCAAAGUGGAACAGAGAAGGAGGUGACUGAACUUUCCAUGGGAGAACUUCUGAUGCACUCUACAGUUUCCUGGCUAAAUCCUUUCCCAUCACUGGGCAAAGCAAGAAAAGACCUUGAACUUACAGUGUUUGUUUUUAAGAGGGCUGUAAUACUGGUGUAUAAAGAGAACUACAAACUGAAAAAGAAAAUGCCAAGUAAUGUUCGUGCUGCCCAUAAUUAUGGUGACUUGGAUCCAUUUAAGUUUCGCUGGCUGAUUCCUCUAUCUGCUCUUCAAGUUCGGCUUGGGAACGCAGCAGGAACAGAGAACAGCUGUAUCUGGGAACUGAUUCACACAAAGUCAGAACUGGAAGGCAGGCCAGAAACCAUUUUUCAGUUGUGCAGCAGUGACUGCGAGAACAAGACUAACAUUGUGAAGGUGAUCCGUUCUAUCUUGCGGGAGAAUUUCAGACGUCACAUAAAAUGUGAGCUGCCUCUGGAGAAAACCUGUAAAGAUCGCCUCAUCCCACUCAAGAACCGUGUGCCUGCCACAGCUAAACUGGCUUCCACCAGGUCCUUGAAGGUACUGAAGAAUUCACCCAGCAGUGAGUGGAACGGUGACCAAGGGAAAGGCACCUUCCAGGACUCUGAUGAGUGCAGCCUGAGCAGCAGCACCCAGAGCAGCAGCUGCAACACCACUGAGAGCAUACAGGAGCCCAAAACUUCAUCUCCUGAUCAGCAUGUACAGAGCUGUGCCUCUGACUUUUCUAAUGCUCUUGUCAAAGAAUCUGAUAUUCUCAGUGAUGAUGACGAUGAUGAAUAUCAGAACCUAAAGAAGAGCAGCCCUACUAAAGACAUUGAAAUUCAGUUCCAACGGCUGAAGAUUUCAGAGGAACCCAAUACUGACUCUGAACGAGAUCAAGCUGCAGAAAAGGAGGAAGGAGAUGGUUUCAAGAUGGGAGAACAUCCAAAGCUGAUACGUGGCCAUUUCUGCCCAGUGAAGAGAAAAGUAAACAGCACAAAGCGUAACAGGGGAACUUUAAUGGCAAUGCAGGAACGUCACCAGUCCCUUGACAGCCACUCUGAUGCUGCAAACUUGGACCUGAACUCUAUUUUGGAGAGAGAAUUUAGCGUCCAGAGCUUAACAUCUGUAGUUAAUGAGGACUGUUUUUAUGAAGCUGUGGAGAGGCAUGGGAAAUCCUAGCUUUCUGAGCAGCACUCUAUACAAAAUGUUCAUUUGAAGUCCACAUAAAAUUCAACAAACUUAUUUUGCUUUAAAAUCAGUAAAUUCAUGGAAGCCACAGCAAAACUACUAUCUGAUUUUCAGCACUAGUACAGUUUUUCCACAAAUACAGCUGUAAAGGAUUUUUAAGUUAUUUUAAUUUAUUGUGGAUCAAAAAUAGAUUAAGUUUGCCAAGGUCUGUAAAUUAGUUCAUCCCUUUCAAACGCUUAUUGCGAUUAUGUAGUAUUAUUCUUGGGGAGGGGAAGGGUGGCCUUGUUAGUAAUUUUAAGUUAAGUUAUGUGGAAAAGGUGCUAGUGAGUGGCAGAAGUAAAUGCAGUGGAAAGUAGUAUAACAAAAUGAAUUUUUCAAUACCAUGGGCAUUUAUUUUCUUUGGUUUUCAUUUUUGCUUUAUUUAAAGCAGAAUUAAGUUAUUUGAAUGUGCUUUAGUGCACAACAGUGCAGAAAUUGCAUUUUUGUAGGUUUCAAGAUGCUGUUUAUACUUUAUAUAUAUAUAUGUGUAAAUAUAAAAUCAAAGCUUGGCCUGUAAUCUUUUAUUUGACUGUAUUUUUUAUUUUCUCUACCAGCCUGUACAGUAAAAGACAAAUAAGUAUUGUACUUAGCUAUGUUUUCUACUUUUUAUCGUGCUGCUGUUCUCUUAAACUCCCAAGUUCUUUGCUUUUGUAUAUAUGAGAAAGAGUAUUAGCAGACCUUGAGGCAAUCUGUGCACUUUAUCCUCCUAUAAGCCAGUCACUUGAGUAUAUUUAUAUGAGGCUUUUGAUUUUUAAAUUACUCUGCACAGAGGAUUUUCCCAGAUAAAAAGGGCAUAAGACCUCAGACAACAUCUUACAUGCUGCAAGUAUGAAAAGAGUUUUUAUGUUGCAGUAACGCACUCACGUUCAUACAAAAUGUAUUAUUUCCAUUUAAUUACGUAUCUCACAACAUACCUUGUUCUGGGUGUGUGUUCUGUCCUUGGAAACGAGAUGAACCAGUAGGCACAUUGUAAGUGGACUGUCCUAAACUUUUGUCUACAGCUGAACUGAACAAAUAAAAUAGGAAAGCCUCCUUCACCA